AUGUACCUGAAGUCAAACAAAGUGGUGAUAACUUUCAGAAACAUCGCUGACGAAUGUACGGUCUCAGAUAUGCCAACUGUUGAAGUUCGAGACGGCCCAGUCAUGCUGGCUCUACCACUGGCUUAUAAUUCCAGGCAAGUACAUUUCAACGAUCCAAGCAGGGACACGCCGUGUCCUGUAAGGUUAUGGAACCCAGACACAACAAUGCAUCUGCGACUGGAUGUCAUGGGAACAGAUAAACAGGAAGCUGACUGCGAUACUGAUGUCAUUCAAGUUAGCGAAAUGUCAAGCGGCUAUUAUCUGGAAAGAUCUUGCAACAGAGGAAAGAAUCCGGUGUACCGCCAAAGUGCCAGUGACAGCUUGAUUGUGACGUCGACAACUGAUGUGUACAUGCGUGCAGCCACUGUUGAUUCAGACUGUGAUGGCAAUAUCGUGCGGAUAACUGCAGACAACUCUCAAAUCAAAGAACAGAUGAUUCCACGCGCGGGCAAGUACUCAAACCUUGACACUUGCAAGUAUCUGAUCUCGGGAGAGAACCGAGAGGACACGGUGCACCUGACCUUGACCUGGGAAACAACCGCACACAGAAAUCAAUCCAGCCAUGACACAGUCUGUCAGGGUGAUUACAUCAACAUUUAUGACGGUGACAGAGAAACAUCGGCCGUGUUGUUUUCAUCCUGCUGGUCACGUGAUGAGACAGAUGGCGCCAUUAGUACAACAGUGGUCAGCAGUCAGAGGCACCUACUGGUUGUCCUGGACGCAGAUGCAAAAAUUGAAGGAAAAUCUGCCAACAUGGAGUUUCAUUCAAUUCCAGGAGGCCAUCACUGCACUAAUAUAACAGAGGUGCAUGUCGACGUGAAUGGUACUUCGCUGACAGCUCCUAAUUACCCGGGUUUGUUCCCCAUGAAUCAGGUGUGCGUGUACAGGAUAAUCGCAGAGAACCGAGAGGAUAGCCUAGUGAUCGACGUACAGGCAGCCAACCUCGAUAAACACUGCAACAGUUACCUGGCUGUGUUUCACGGAAGGUAUGAGAUUAUGUCGACAGGAUUUCCAGCAGGUCGGAUUUGUGAAGAAGACAAGCAGACAUUCCGAAUCCAUGGUUCCGUGGCAACAAUGGUGGCUGUCUCCGGGAAUGUUGCACGCCCGUAUGCCUGGAGGGUGUCCAUCUACGUAGAAAAGUCUGGCCAUUCUACCGGAAACACUGUCACGUUCAGCCUAACAGUUCUUAUUUUGAUUCAUGCCACGCAACUGUUUGUUUGUAAUGCUUAA
This is a messenger RNA of Candidula unifasciata, 1269 nucleotides long. The record is from the annotation of a GenBank genome assembly. Lineage: Eukaryota; Metazoa; Mollusca; Gastropoda; Stylommatophora; Geomitridae.